AUGGCCUUUGGGAUCAUGUUUCCUGCAUCUCUCGCUGAGCAAGCUACAAGUGUCAUCCUCGUUCUUGCGCUCCUGUGGGCUGCUUCCAGUGUGCUUCGAUCGAAGAGUAUUGUACAGGCACUCCCCGUUCCCUCCGGAGCAGAAUGGGUUUGGGGACAUGAAAAGACCGUCUUCAUGAAGGAACCUGGCCGUGCCUGCCGAGAGUGGAUCCAUAUACACGGUCUAACAUUCAAGAUCAAGGCCGCUUUCAGAGUGGGUCAUGAUCUCCCCAGUUACUUCAUCCGCCAGGCUGACUUUACGCACCCGACGCAGGCACCGGACGUUCGACAGCUUGUUCUCGGUGAUCCCCUCGGGAUCACGCACAUUCUCCAAAAGAAAGUUUACGACUAUCCACACAGUGAAGUCGUUCGUCCUAGGGUUGCAAGACUCCUCGGUCAAGGACUAGGAUGGGUCGAAGGCGAAGCAGAACACAAGCGGAUGCGCCAUAUGGUCAGCCCGUCGUUCUCGCACGAAAACAUCAAAGCCAUGUCUCAGGAUAUCGCCGUAGCCUCGGUACAGGUAAUCGAUAAUCUCACUCUUGAAGUUCAAGGCAGUAGCGACGGCGCUCUUAUCAACGUUCUCGACUGGACAGCUAAGGCGACCCUGAACGUUAUUGGUCGAGUGGUAUUCCUCCAUGACUUUCAAGGUGGAAAUAGCGACGACGCGCAGCUCAUCCUUAAUGCGCGACGCCGUGGGGUCGGUCCCGUUCUGCAAUAUGCCGGAUUCCUGACGCUCAUGCUAUUGAGACGUUUCCCAAUCCUGAACAAGCUUCCGAUAUCAGCAAUACAGAGUCAAGGCCUCGCGAAGACGGUUAUACAAUCUGGUGUAGCGCACGAGAUGAUUCGGCGAAACGAGGCUCUUGUUGCCAACAAGCAGCUUCAACAGAAGGACCUCCUGACACGGCUUUUGUCUGCCCAUUCAACGGGCAAGCUCUCGCACGAAGAAUUGCUCGAACAGGUUGUGUCCGGGCACGAAACGACUACGCAAACGCUCGGCUUCACUGUCUUCGAGCUUGCGCGACACCCGGUUGUACAAGAACGCCUGCGCACUGAGCUCGCUGAGCUCGGGCACGAGCCAACCUAUGACGAUUUCCAGGCACGCCUCCCUUACCUCGAUGCAGUCCUUAAGGAAACUCUACGUCUCUACCCUGGGCUCCCAUAUAUGGAACGCACCGCUAUCCGCGCGGACGUCAUCCCGCUACGUGAACCAGUGCGAUUGUCUAGUGGCGAGCUCAUCUCUGCACUCCCUGUGUUGCCUGGACAGGUCGUCCUCAUACCGAUCAUCGCUAUCCAGCGAUUAGAUGCGGUUUGGAAGGACGCGGACACCUUCCGCCCUGAUCGUUGGUUGCAUGACCUGCCUCCUAGCGAGGCCCUAUGCACGGGCUGGGCAAAUACGCUGGCAUUCAGCGACGGGCCACGCAGCUGCAUUGGUAUACGUCUGGCAAUAUAUCAGUACAAGGUUAUCCUCACGCAAAUGAUGGAUCGCUUCAGUUAUUCGAGCUGUGUAGAAAUAUCUGCUAAAGUGUGGAAGAAUGCAAGCCUCAAUGCCCUUUCCCUGAUGCGUCGGAAGGUAUUCAACUCAAAGUCGACAAGCAUGUUAUGA
Molecule: messenger RNA, 1641 nt
Organism: Postia placenta MAD-698-R-SB12
Lineage: Eukaryota; Fungi; Basidiomycota; Agaricomycetes; Polyporales; Adustoporiaceae
Exons: 17
Coding region: 1-1641 (546 amino acids)
Molecular function (GO): oxidoreductase activity, acting on paired donors, with incorporation or reduction of molecular oxygen; iron ion binding; heme binding
Source: RefSeq, a predicted model, not a curated record